This is a messenger RNA of Saccostrea echinata, 2687 nucleotides long. RefSeq names its product rabphilin-3A-like. Gene Ontology annotation, biological process: intracellular protein transport. Lineage: Eukaryota; Metazoa; Mollusca; Bivalvia; Ostreida; Ostreidae. The record is from RefSeq and is a predicted model, not a curated record. Gene Ontology annotation, cellular component: membrane. Gene Ontology annotation, molecular function: small GTPase binding. The transcript has 18 exons. Bases 257 to 2173 code for a protein of 638 amino acids.
UGUUUACUCCAUAUUAGUCAAAUACAGUCCGAUUUUAACACUGAUUGUGCUUUAUUGACAGGCAAAUGUGUUUAUAAUUUCAUAAAAACUGGAUUUCAUGUUACAACUUGGUGAUUAUAUUUUGCAGGUUUUCCGAUAAGAGUUUAUUCAUUUCUGUCUGGCAUGCGAUGAUUGGAGGUGUAGUAGACUGAUGUAGGGAUCUCGAGGAGAGGAGUCGUCGGAUUGACCCAAUCAUAAAGGUGUUCUGAGGACCUAUAUGGGAGAAAUCACUGGGUCAGGGGCCAUGGAUAGAUGGGUGUGUCCUAAUGACAGACAUUUGGCCCUCAGGGCAAAAUUGGGAACAGGGUGGUCAGUCCACACCAACAAAUUAUCUACAUUCCACAAAGGGGAUCAACUCAGCAUGGAAGAACAAGAACACAUAAUGAAUGUCAUUGCCAAGGCAGAUUACCUUGAUCAAGUCGAGCAGGAGAGGAUAGGUCGUUUGGUGGAAAAGCUAGACAACAUGAAGAAGAAUGCCAUGGGGAAUGGAACCACCCAGUGUAUCCUGUGUGGGGAUGAGUUUGGUCUGCUGGGGGCGAGUCCCACUCACUGUGAUGACUGUAAAAAUGCUGUUUGUACAAAGUGUGGAAUAGACACCUUUAAUAGCAAUAAACAGCAGCUGUGGCUAUGUAAAAUCUGCAGCGAAUAUAGAGAGGUUUGGAAAAGAUCGGGAGCCUGGUUUUUCAAAGGAAUUCCAAAAUAUGUAAUUCCAGAGAAAAAGUCUGAAAUUUCCAAAAUUGGAGGUCAUAAAGGUCAAAGAGAGCUGCGGGGUUCCCUGAGAUCUCGACCAGGAUCGGGCAGAGGUUACAACACAUGGAGCAGGGGAAGGGCAAGUCAUGCAAGUUACGGGGAGAGCAGUGAGCAGGAAACAUCCAGUAGCUCAGAUGACGAAGUUAGCAUUGGGAAAAGAAAGGCAGUCAAACGCUCAGGUGACUCUGGAGAAAGUGACAAUAUCAGUAUAACUAGUUCCACUAGUGGUCAGUAUUACAGUAGCCAUGUGAACAAGGACCAGCGCCCGAGUAUCACCAGUAGUAACUAUUAUGGUGGACAUCUUAGUGCUACAGAGAGUAGUCGUGGUGAUGAUCUCCAUGACGACACAGACAAUGAAAGUAUUGGAGUUGUGAGUCAUCAUGGAACAAAUAGGGCACAUGAUCACCAUCCUCCAACCAGACUUGUUGAUGAGGCAGAUAUUGAUGAUGCUUUUACCAAAUAUGGAAAUAACCACACCCAUUCAGAGGACCAUGAAGAUAACCUAUCUUCUCCUGAAAGUCCUACUGGGGGAUCGUUGGGAAGUCUAGAGAUGUCUCUACUUUAUGAUGCUAACAACAAUGCUCUUCAUUGUACCAUUGUCAGGGCCAGAGGACUUAAGGCUAUGGAUUCUAAUGGUCUAUCUGAUCCUUAUGUCAAACUUCAUCUACUUCCUGGUGCCAGUAAGUCAAACAAACUAAGAACGAAAACAAUACACAAGACCCUAAAUCCGGACUGGAAUGAAACAUUGACGUAUUACGGCAUCACAGAGGAAGACAUGAUUAAAAAGACUCUCAGAUUAGCUGUACUAGAUGAGGAUGCCUUUGGGUUUGAUUUUAUUGGUGAGACGAGAGUUCCUCUAAAGAGGCUACAGCCUCAUGAGACCAAACACUUCAAUGUCUGUCUGGAAAAACAAAUCCCAACUGACAAGGAUGAUGACUUACUGUCACAUGACAGAGGUAAGAUCUUACUGGGGCUGAAAUACUCCACGUCCAAGCAGGCUCUAGUGGUGUCAGUGGUCCGAUGUGCUGAGUUAGCAGCGUGUGACACAAAUGGAUACUCUGACCCGUAUGUCAAAUUGUACUUAAAACCAGACCCAGAGAAGAGGUCCAAGUUCAAAACAGCGGUUAAAAAGAAAACUCUAAAUCCAGAGUAUAAUGAGGAAUUUAUUUAUGAAGUUAAGCAUAAUGAACUAGCUAAGAAAACCCUAGAGAUUACUGUUUGGGACAGGGAUAUUGGCAAAGCUAAUGACUUCAUUGGUGGUGUUCAGCUGGGAAUUAACUCUAAGGGUCACCGCCUAAAGCACUGGUAUGACACGCUGAAGAACCCAGACCACAAGUUUGAGCGCUGGCACACCCUGGCAGCUGAGCUUGUCCCAGAGGUUUAAAUCAGUACCCACCCCUACCCUAUUUAAUGUUGUGUUCCUGAUGAAUACUAGGAGACAGCCUGUCCAGCAUACACUACUGAAGACAAGAAGUAGCAGUUCUCCAUUGUAUAUCAGAUUUAGUGUACCACUUCACUACACAUGUGUAUUUUCUCUCAAAGUUUCAUGUACAAACAUGUACAUGUGUACAAGUUAUAAAAAUAAUUGUUAAAUUCCUCUUUCGAUAUCCCACUUUUGUAACAAUUUCAUACUAUAUGUCAUUCUUCCUGUACCACAGUCUUGUAAAAAUGUAAUGUACAGGUAAACUUUGAUAUCUCUAACAUCAACAUAAUGAGGUUUGACUGUAAUUGUCUCUGUUUAAUUGUACUGGGUCUUUCCUACUAGCAAUUUGAUGUUAAUGAAAAAAAAAAUAUCAGUUGGUAAAAAUUCAUUCACUAUUUUCUUUUUUUUUUUUAGGUAAAUCAUUGAUUUUUUAUUCAAUAUUUACAAAUAUUUUUAGUGCAAUAUUUUUAGUCCA